This is a messenger RNA of Felis catus (domestic cat), 14223 nucleotides long. RefSeq names its product SRY-box transcription factor 5 (gene SOX5). Gene Ontology annotation, biological process: cell fate commitment; positive regulation of chondrocyte differentiation; regulation of transcription by RNA polymerase II. Lineage: Eukaryota; Metazoa; Chordata; Mammalia; Carnivora; Felidae. Gene Ontology annotation, molecular function: RNA polymerase II cis-regulatory region sequence-specific DNA binding; DNA-binding transcription factor activity, RNA polymerase II-specific. The transcript is spliced from 21 exons. The record is from RefSeq and is a predicted model, not a curated record. The coding region runs from base 7198 to 9462 and encodes 754 amino acids. Gene Ontology annotation, cellular component: nucleus.
UCCCAUUUGUUUAUUUUGGCUUUUUUGCCCUUGCCUGAGGAGACAGAUCCAUAAAAAUAUUGCUCAGACUUAUGUCCAAGAAUUGACUCUUUAUGUUUCCUUCUAGGUUUUUUUUGGUUUCCAGUGUUACAAUCAAGUCUUUAAUCAGUUUUGAGUUUAUGUAUGAUGUAAGAAAGUGGUCCAGUUCCAUUCUUUUGCAUGUAGUUGUCCAGUUUUUCCAACACUACUUGUUGAAGAGACUUUUCCCCGUUAUAUUCCCAUUUUCCCCAUAUAUUCUUGUCUCUUUUGACAAAGAUUAAUUGACUGUAAUCAUGGGUUUAUUUCUGGACUUUUUUUUUUCCUGUUCCAUUGAUCUGUGUGUCUGUUUCUGUGCCAGCACCAUACUGUUUUGGUUACUAUAGCUUUUAGUACAGAGAGAGAAUAUAUAUUUUUUUUAAUUUAUCAAAAUCACUUUGAGAACCUCGUGUGUUGUUUGGAGACAGACAGAACUGAUGAAGAAAAUGCACAAAUUGAUUGUAAAAUGAGUUUUAUGUGUGGAACUUACAAUAUGAAAUUGCCUAGAAUACCAAUUUAUAGCCAAUUUAGACUCCAUAUAGGCAAAUUAUCACCUAGUUUCUAAACAAAUGUGUCAAUAAUGUAGAUGUUCAUCCCCUGAGCCUAGUACCAUUCAAGUAAAAUGAUCUAUGUGGGCAGAUCACUGUUAAAAGAAGUUGAAAGAUUCUAUAGAUGAUCAUUAAUGCAUCCUUUAAACAAAGGACUUCCUAUACCAUUGGAAACUGGAAUAAUAGUAAAGUAUACAAAUCCUCAUUUACUUUUCAGUUUUGAUUAAGAAGAUGGCGCCCCCCCCCCCCCCAUGAUUAGCAUCUCAUCUGAGAGGAAAACUUAUGGUGCAUUUUAAAUAACUGAAAUAAAGUGACAAAGAAUGGGGUUGCCCCAAACAAGGUUUAGUUUCUGUGAUGAGUGAUUCAGAAAAGCCCCUAAGAACUUUCACUGAAAGAGAAAAUUGCUCAAGAGUUAAGUUAAUUCACCUGGUGUUUUCACUUUCCAGAAAAAUUCUGCAUGCUGUUACUUUCUUUUGUUUUGUGUAAAAGAAAAAGAAACAUUAUCAUCAACACACAGUUUUAUUUUUGAAGAUUAGAAAAGCCUUCUGCUUUUUUAAAGGAAAACGAAGGCAUCUAUCUACAUUGUCUCUCACUAGUCAACAAACUGAGGAAAUAAGUAGCAUUGUAACUGAAUUUGAGUUGUCUUAAACAUUGUUUCAACUCUGCAUUUUCACUGCGGUUUUCUGUAUUGUCACUCUAGCUGCUACACUCGUAGCCCUGGAAAUAUAUUUCUUUCUAUGUUUAUUUACGUAUGUAUAUAUUCUUAUAUAUUGGCACACAUGCACAUCAAAGAACAAAAACAUCCAAAAGUGAUUUUCCAUUAAAAAAUAAACAUUGACAUGUGACAUAUAUCAGUGAGAUAAUUUAGAGCAACCUUUUAUUCACAGUACUCUUACUGUAAAUUUUCAAGUGUGCAAAUACAACAUGUCAAUUAUCCACAUUUGUGUGGUUUCCUGUGCUCCUUGUGGUCUUUUAAAGACACAUUCUAUAUAAAUUUUAAAAGUACUAUAAAAUGGAGUCGCAUGAAUGAAAAAAUAUUUUGAAAUAUACAUUUUCUAGGAUGAAGAACUUUGGAGCGUCUACUUUUUCUGUAUACUUGACUCAUAAAUAUACUGUUUGUAGAAGGGUUGGACAGACUGAAAUUGAAUUUCAGUGAGAAAGUGUGAAGAUUUUAUUCCUUAGGAGAUCUAACAUUGCAUCCACACUGAUCAAGGAUUUCUUACAUCUUCACUCUGAUAUUUAUUGAUAUGUAUCAUAGUAAUCGUAGUGAGUAGAAUGUCAUUUCUGGUAAUGCUGAGUGUCAGCAUUUCAAAGACUGAAAAAUCUAUGAGUAAAAUUGUUCUUAAUAUGUUAUCAUUGCCAAAUGAAAGCUGUUCUGAUUUCCCCAUUCUCUCCUCUAGGGAAUUAUACUUAUCUUUCAUUCUGUGUCAGGAGAAACUGUCAUUUAAGGGCAAUUUUUGUUCCUAUGCUGGCAUAUUUCUUUUGUUUAUGUUCUUUCUUUUCCCAUAUGGGAAUCUGUCUCAGCGUGUGAGUGUACAGCUUAUCCAUGCAUAAAUGGCAGCAUUUCUUCUACUUCUUCUGUUGUCUUAGGAGUUGUUGCUGUUUGAGAGUUGCUGCGUAGGAUGGAUACUGAGGGGAAAUGGCAAUUUUCUUCUAAUGUCUGAAGUUAAACAUAGUUCUUCUGUUCAUGUUUUGCGUUUCUACUUAAGACCUCUCAACCUGUAAGGUUUUCGAUGGGCAUGUAUAUCAGCUUCUAUGAUUAUAAAUAAUCAAGAGUUCUCUCGGAUCACAUUAGACAGAUUUACCAAAGGAUAUUUUAAGAAUUAAUUUCAAAACUUUCUGAAUUUAGUCAAAUGGUCCCAUACUAGCAGAUAAUCCAGACUGUACUGAGAUUCUUGAGGGUAGAUGAAAGCCCAGUGUUGAGAAAGCAGAAUGGCCCCAUGGUUCAGUAUGUAGACUCUGGGGCCAGACUUGGGGUAAGUUAGCUAGUUAGCUAGUCAGUUAGUAGCUGUGUCUUUUUACUUCAGUUAUCCUCUUCUAAAAAUAGGAAUUGUAUAGCUCUCGGAAUUAAAUGAGUUAAUAUUGUCCACAUUCUUAGAAUUCUGUCUGUGUGUAAAAUUUUGUAGAACCUCUAUUUCAUUUAAUAUAUCUUUGUCUAAGUCCUAAUAUUUGCAAGUAUUAUCUUAAGCACUUCAGAGUUGAAGCUAUAUUACACCUGCUAUUUAAGAAGUAUGUGGUCUUGGGUUAGUUCUUUAACCUCUCUUUAGCUCAUUUUCUUCAACUGUAACAGGGUUUUUGCAACAAGUAGAUGAGAUCCUAUAUACAGAAACACAUAUGUAGAGUGCUUAGCUAGUGUCUGAUCAUAGUAAACACUUAGAUGUCAGCAUAUUUUCUAGUAUGGGAGGUAAAACAUGUAGAAAACAAAUAUGCAGGGUGGGAAAUGACAUGCACAAUAAGAGAGAUUAAGGUGUUAGCGGAGCAUAUUUCUAACAGGCAGCAAUAGGAGGCGGAGAGGCAUGGUUGGGGAAGGUUAGGAGGAGCUGGCAUUUGACUUCUAUGUUGAAGAAUGCAUGAAAUUUAGACAUCCUUUGUGCAGAGAGAUGGCGUUUCAGGUAGAAGGGACAAUGUAAAUGAAGAUUCAGAGUUAGGAAAUCAGGUGCCUAAUGAGAACAGCGUGGAGUUCAUCUUGGUUAGACUGAAGGAGGCAUCCAUUCAUACUAUAUCAAUAAGGAAAAUAGUGAGAAAUAAAGUUGGGAAGGUAGAUUGGGACCCGAUAAUAGAAGUCCUUGAAUAAGUUGGAUGUUCUUUGUCUGGCUUUUGAAAGAUGUUUAAGCUUUCUAAGCAGAGGAGUCACGUGAUCAAACUUCUCUGAAUUCUUUCAGGAUAUUGUCAUUUUGCGUUUAUAAGUAGGACGGAAGGGAGAUGGAGAUCCUGGAAACAAAGGCAUUUAUAAGUAAGGUAUAAUGGAGAAGGGCUUGGGCACUGGUUCAAGCAAGAGAUAAUGAGGUCCUGAGCUAGUAUGUGAGAAUAUGUAGUGGAAGGAACAGAUGGAAAGAGACAUUGCAGUGGAAGACUUGUCAAGACUUGGCAGCUGGAUGUGGAAGGUGAGAGGAUGGACAAAUAGUGCUUCAGAACUGCUGGUUUUAGGUAACUAAGAGGCUGAAGCUGCCAUUAACAGAAAUGGGGAACACAGGAUAUAGAGCAGGUUGAGUAGGAAUAGGAACAGUAAUAAGCUCUGACCUUUGUUUAGAAUUCAUCAAGCUCAAGAUACUGACUUCAUCCUGGCCACCUGGGGAGGGGGCGCUCUUCCUUUAAGUAGGUGGGAAAGAAUAGAGUUCUUUUCAAAAACUGUGAAAUAUGUGAAUGGUCAGUAAAUAUUGCAGUGUUCUGAUAAAAUUAUUGAGUUACAGCAUUAUAGAAGACUCCUUUUGUUUCUACUCCUUUCAAGAAAAUAAUGAGAGAAGUACAGACAGAAAGAUGUAAAUGUAUUCUUCAGUGAUCUUAAUGGAUAAAUGGAAAUCUGUUCCUUUAGGAACUUGAAGUUUGAGUGUCAAAUACCGUAAAUUGUGUUUAAAUAGUGGUGAGACUUUAUGAUAUGUCAGGUGAAAGAACAAAAUUCAAGAUUAAUUCUAGCAUCUCAAUAGUAAUUUAAAAAGGUCUUUCAAUAUAGUACCAGAAACAUUGUUUGGGAUGUGACAAGAUAGAUAGUCCUCAAUUUUGGAUUCCUUAGGUGUUGGACAAAUUCACUUUUUAUGCUUAAUUAUAUUUAUUUUGAGGGUUUUUUUUGUAGAGUUGUCUUUUUUUUUAGCCUCCUUACAAUCAAUUUGGUAAGUAAUAAAAUUUAUGAUUCUUAGGCAAAUUAUUUAAUUAACUGGUAGCUUCCAAUUGAAGGUAACUUGAUUUGCUGUUUUGUUUUUGUUGUUGUUGUUGUUUUAAUAGGCUUCAUGAGAAAGACAAACCGUACUGAUCACUUAGAAUCUAGCAUACUGUGCUUUUAGCUAAAUGACUAAUGCUUGUAUCUAGAUAUAAAGAAGUAUAAAUACAAAUAAUAAGUAGAUAAGAGGUAAAUACUUAACAGCUGAACAGUGUUCACCAAGCUUUUCAAUUUAUAAUACUAUGCAACACAAGUGAAAGUAUUAUCUCACUCCAAAGAGACCCUGAAACCCAGAGAAGUUAAGGGAUUCACCUAUUUAAAAGUUAUUCCUUAUAAUCAAACUGAGACUGUCAUUCAUGUACAGUCAUGAAGAAUUUAUAUUUUCAAAAUGCAUCUUUCAUAGCCAGGGCAUUUAAUGUUUCUAAAAGCUGUUUGGUCUAAAUGACCAAACAGUGGUCAUUUUCAACACUCUGAUAGUGAAAUUGUGAUUGUAUGUGAGUCAUAAAAUUCUUUCACUAAAUCUAAUAUGUAGCAAUAUAUAAAAAAUAUUUAAAUCUCCAUCCUAGAAGUUAUGUAUGAGUAUGCAAAUAGAAAUGGUAUUGGGAGGCUCUUAACCCACUAAUUCUGGAAUGUUUAACCUUAUUUCUGAAAUGUAUCAUGAAACUUUCCUCAGGUUGGAAUUCUCAUUCUUGUCAAUCACUGAAUCACAGACUAGAUCUUCAAUGUAAUUUUAGUCCAUCUCAAUGGCAGACAUUUAUUUUUCCAGUAAACUUUGUGAACCUCACUGUGUCAAGGGAUGAAACAGACACCAAUGGGAUACUGUCUUUGCCCUCAAGGAACUGUUGGGGGAGGCCAAGGCCGGCAUGCAUGCGGUGUGGUGUGCUUGCUGACAAGAGGGAAGGUGGAAGCAGAGACAACCAACCAUAAGAGCUGGGCUGGAGUCCCACUCGCUUCUAGCUGUCCAACUUCCUCUUGAACAAUUACCGCAGUGGUAAUUGUUAGCCACAUCUUCUGUUGGUCAGUUUUCAUUGUUAAAAGGCUCUUUUGCCUUAUUUUGUUUUGCUUUAAUGGUUGACCAAAAAUUGACCACCUUAGAACAUCUCUUUGUGGGUCCUCGUUGAAUUCUCCAGAGCAUCACUGCACUCUACACCAGGGCUUUGCAAACUAUCCGUGAUGAGGACCGGUUUUGUUUUUUGUUUUUUAACUUCUAAUCUGUCAUGGACUGAUGCUGUUAUAAAAUGCCGUAACCAUGGAUUUGAAAAAUGGAAAGGAGAAAUCCAAAGAUACACAAAAUCCAAGCCCUGAUUUUUCCUUGUUAGAUUCAACAGACAUGAGGGGACUCUGUCAAGUUGUUACAAACUUUUCUAUGUCUUACUCUUUGAUGCUGUACGUCUCUCCUUGCAAACAAGGAACAGUUGGAGAAGGGGCAAUGACACUCAGAGCAUACACCAGGUAGCACUGCUCAGCAUGCUAGGCUUUCUUUCCAGGGAGCUGAUGGUAAAGUUUUCUCUUCUGUUUCUAAUUAAAUUUUAGAAUUAGCCUAUUGACUUUCCUCUAAUAAAAUGCAUUUUUCUUCGGUAUUGAUGAAAUUUAGUCUCUCUCUUGCUAGGUACUCAUUGUUCUAGUACAUUGUUAAUACACAGAAUGGCCAGAGCCAAGAAAACAAGGAGAGGUGAUAGUGAGUGGUCCCCACACUUAGUUCACAGUGUCUUUUAUUCCUUUCCAUAUCACGCUCAUCACGAUCAGUCUUCAGCUCAGUUUACAGACAUUUUUUGGUGCUUAUUUAUUGCAAGAUACUGUGCUAGGUGCAGGGGAUAUUUAGAUGGAUAGCACGUGAUUCUUACCCUCAAAGUGUUGCUCCUGUGGGAGAGACUGACCAACUUCUGUUUUUGUAUAUGUUUAAUACACUCAAUUUUGAUAUAUUCAUAAAAGUGAGAUAAAAUAAAUGUUAUUAACUUGAUAGUUAUUGAAUUUUACUAUUUUUCAUUUCAAAUGAAUUGUGAAAUUUUUAGAUGUAGGUAUAGAGUGAAGCAUAUGGCAAUAUAAAAUUAUUAAAAUCAUGAUAUAGUGGUCUUCUAAAUUUUUCUUACAGACCACAUUUUCCCCAUGAUAACUAUCAAGACUUAAAAUGAUAUUGCAUUGGGUGUGCCAUCGACAUGGAGUUAUUCAAACAAGAUUUUAAGGCACCAGACAUAGGCAACCAGUUUUCUUGGAUUAUAAGUCAAGUUAUUUUUUGUUAGGCUUUUUAACCAGUCUGUGGUGUAAAGACACACUUCCAGAGGAUCCUUAGAAGUCUUGGACAAGCUUACCCUUAUGUGGCAGACCCAGGACUAGGCUGGGGUGAGAGAGGCACCUUGGGUGUAAAAGGUGCUGUGCCGGCGACUGGUAACCCAAAGAUGAUGAUAAAUAAGUUCCUGUCCAGAAGGAGCUAGCGAUCCACUGGGGAUUCCUCUUGCUGAUGACACAAUUCCUGUGUGAAUCUGUUUACAAGAUUCUGAAAGCUGAACAGAGAACUUUGGCACUGCACUGGGUAGGAAAAAGCAUUGCAAGAAAUAGAUAACAUCAAGAAGGACAUCAGGAGUAGGAGAAAUUGGCCUGGGAGGCUCAGCAGGAGCCGUAUGUUUCCUUGAGCUCUCGGGCUGUUUUAGUCAGUGGUCUUUAACCAAAUAGUAAGAAGGAACACUUUAUCGUUCCAGGAGCGCUCUUCAUGGUCACACAGAAAUGAUGUCUUCCAAGCGACCAGCCUCUCCGUAUGGGGAAGCAGAUGGAGAGGUAGCCAUGGUGACAAGCAGACAGAAAGUGGAAGAAGAGGAGAGUGACGGGCUCCCAGCCUUUCACCUUCCCUUGCAUGUGAGUUUUCCCAACAAGCCUCACUCUGAGGAAUUUCAGCCAGUUUCUCUGCUGACGCAAGAGACUUGUGGCCAUAGGACCCCCACCUCUCAGCACAAUACAAUGGAAGUUGAUGGCAAUAAAGUUAUGUCUUCAUUUGCCCCACACAACUCAUCUACCUCACCUCAGAAAGCAGAAGAAGGUGGGAGGCAGAGUGGUGAGUCCUUGUCGAGCACGGCCCUGGGAACUCCCGAACGGCGCAAAGGCAGCUUAGCUGACGUUGUUGACACCUUGAAGCAGAGGAAAAUGGAAGAGCUCAUCAAAAAUGAGCCAGAAGGUAAAGAAACCCCCAGUAUUGAAAAGCUACUCUCAAAGGACUGGAAAGACAAACUUCUUGCAAUGGGAUCAGGGAACUUUGGUGAAAUAAAAGGGACUCCUGAAAGCCUAGCUGAGAAAGAGAGGCAGCUCAUGGGUAUGAUCAAUCAACUGACCAGUCUGCGAGAGCAGCUAUUGGCUGCCCACGAUGAGCAGAAGAAACUGGCUGCAUCUCAGAUUGAGAAACAGCGCCAGCAAAUGGAGCUGGCCAAACAGCAACAAGAACAGAUUGCAAGACAGCAGCAGCAGCUCCUGCAGCAACAACACAAAAUCAAUUUGCUUCAGCAACAGAUCCAGCAGGUUCAAGGUCAACUGCCGCCAUUAAUGAUUCCCGUGUUCCCUCCUGAUCAACGGACACUGGCUGCAGCUGCCCAGCAAGGAUUCCUUCUUCCUCCAGGCUUCAGCUAUAAGGCUGGAUGUAGUGACCCUUACCCUGUUCAGCUGAUCCCAACUACCAUGGCAGCUGCCGCUGCAGCAGCACCAGGCUUAGGCCCGCUCCAACUGCAGCAGUUAUAUGCUGCCCAGCUAGCUGCAAUGCAGGUAUCUCCAGGAGGAAAGCUCCCAGGCAUUCCCCAAAGCAACCUCGGUGCUGCUGUAUCUCCUACCAGCAUUCACACAGACAAGAGCACAAACAGCCCACCACCCAAAAGCAAGGAUGAAGUGGCACAGCCACUGAACCUAUCAGCUAAACCCAAGACCUCUGAUGGCAAAUCACCCACAUCACCCACCUCUCCCCAUAUGCCAGCUCUGAGAAUAAACAGUGGGGCAGGCCCCCUCAAAGCCUCUGUCCCAGCAGCAUUAGCUAGUCCUUCAGCCAGAGUUAGCACAAUAGGUUAUUUAAAUGACCAUGAUGCUGUCACCAAGGCAAUCCAAGAAGCUCGGCAGAUGAAGGAGCAGCUUCGGCGGGAGCAACAGGUGCUUGAUGGGAAGGUGGCUGUUGUGAAUAGUCUAGGUCUCAAUAACUGCCGGACAGAAAAGGAAAAAACAACACUGGAGAGUCUGACUCAGCAACUGGCAGUUAAACAGAAUGAAGAAGGAAAAUUUAGCCAUGCCAUGAUGGAUUUCAAUAUGAGUGGAGAUUCUGAUGGAAGUGCUGGAGUCUCGGAGUCAAGAAUUUAUAGAGAAUCCAGAGGGCGUGGUAGCAAUGAACCCCACAUAAAGCGUCCAAUGAAUGCCUUCAUGGUGUGGGCUAAAGAUGAGCGAAGGAAAAUCCUUCAAGCCUUUCCUGACAUGCACAACUCCAACAUCAGCAAGAUAUUGGGAUCUCGCUGGAAAGCUAUGACAAACCUAGAGAAACAGCCAUAUUAUGAGGAGCAAGCCCGUCUCAGCAAACAGCACCUGGAGAAGUACCCUGACUACAAAUACAAGCCCAGGCCAAAGCGCACCUGCCUCGUGGAUGGCAAAAAGCUGCGCAUCGGUGAAUACAAGGCAAUCAUGCGGAAUAGGCGGCAGGAAAUGCGGCAAUACUUCAAUGUUGGGCAACAAGCACAGAUCCCCAUCGCCACUGCUGGUGUGGUAUACCCUGGAGCCAUCGCCAUGGCUGGAAUGCCCUCCCCUCACCUGCCCUCGGAGCACUCAAGCGUGUCUAGCAGCCCCGAGCCUGGGAUGCCCGUUAUCCAGAGCACUUAUGGUGUGAAAGGAGAGGAGCCACAUAUCAAAGAAGAGAUACAGGCUGAGGACAUCAACGGAGAAAUUUAUGAUGAGUUCGAUGAGGAAGAAGAUGAUCCAGAUGUAGAUUAUGGGAGUGACAGUGAAAACCAUAUUGCAGGACAAGCCAACUGAUAAGGGUCAAAAAAUGGUUGUGACCUUAGGACUUAAAGAAGCCCUAGCUGGUUCAUCCUUACCAGUGGCCAAGCACAUUAACUUUCUCAUACACUGACUGUUACUUUAACUGUUAGUCUUAAAUAGUUGGGACAUCAGCUGACUAAUAGACCUCAGCCUCAAAAGGCUUGGAAAGGAAAAAAAAAAAAUACAAGCAAACAACAAUAUCAACAACAAGAGAUUGAAAUAAGCUAUGGGUAAAAUAAUGCCAGUAAUUCAGCUGCUACAUCCAAGCACUGAAGUCUUACCCGUCAACUUUUUUUUUUUUUAAUAAACUUUAUGGCUGUUUGUUCUACAAUGUUCUAGAAAUUCUCACUCAGGUACACAGUGCCAACAAGUGGCUUGUGAAUGUGUUUUGUUGUUUUGUGCUACAAUUUUUAAAAAGAAAUAAGUUUUGUUUUGUUUUUUGGGGCUUCUGGGUUUUUUCCUUUUCCUUUCCUUUCCUUUUUUUUUCCUUUUUUUUCUUUUCUUUUUUUUUUUUUUGUAAUGCACCUGACAGAAAAAAAGAAAGAUGAAUUUCUCUUUACUUCUCUCCACCUUCUCCAUCUCUAUACUUUAAAGAUGGAAGUCUGUGCAUGGGGGGGAAGAGGGAAAAAGAGCCUGUUUUUAACUUCCUUGCUAUCCACCACAAAAUAAGCAAUUAUUUUCUUCAGAGGACUUUCUUUGUCUAUUGCACACCACACUACAUCUUUGAGCAAGUGCCAAAUUUGUACUGAAGUGUUGACCCAGUUCCUUUUUUUUCCUUUCCUUUUUCCUGUUCCUUCUUAAGUUAGGACAGUGUUAUAUCUUAGACAAUCCCUUGGAAAACCUGAAAUACCAGCAGCUGGUGAGAUUUGACUUUUUUUUUUUUUUAAUGGAAACUGUAGGUGCUGUUCUCAGGUGAAAAGAGAGAGAGAGAGAGAGAGACAUAAGAAAUUUAGAGAAAAAAAUAUUUUCUGAUCUUGGAUUUUUGUGUGUAUGUAUGUGUGUGAUUAUGGUACUAAUAGGAAUAACAUUGAACCAUUGUGAGUUAAACCCACAUCUGGGGAUGAAAUCCCACAUCCUCCUAAGUGACUGGUCUGGAAGCAACCUUGACCUUGACUUUGCACUUCAAAUGACAACCAAGAUAGGGCUCAGAAAUUAUAUUUUUAAAUUUCUAAUAUGAUUAUUGGAUGGAUUGGGCGGCCCUGUGUAAUAGAGGUGUGCACGUAUAACAUGGAAGCUACUAGCAAACUGUUCCCAGAUGUCCCUUCUUCCUGAUCAGUUGGUUCCACUAAUGUUUGCUACUUAAUGAUUUCUGUUUGUUUUUCCUAUUGAUAACUUCGAGCAAAACAAUCAUUGUUUUCCUUGAAUAUAUUUGGCCAUUUUCCAGGAACACAGAAUUAGCUUAUUUCUUCAACAUUCCAUCCUUUCCUGAUCAGGAAAUGGAACUGAUGAUUUUAUAAGGUAUUUUUCAUCUCUCCAUGAAAUGAGGCGGAGGCCAUUUGCAUUUCACAAUUGUGGGCCAUGUGCAUCCCAUACCAUAAAGAGCAGGAUUUGAUUAAAAGUCAUUGCAGCCCAACAAAAUGGAGCCGGGCUGAACCUAGUGAGCGUCGCUACGACUCUUCACUCGCUGUAAGAGGAAUCCACUGAAGGCCAAUUUUUGGUUCCAGCAGAGUAUGUGCAUAGAGCGACAACUGAUGGUGACAGAACCGCUUGUUUAGAUUUUGCCAACCAAAUGCCACGACAGUUAUAGGGCUUGUACAAAUGAACGCAAAAUCGUUUAAAGUCAAUUGCCAUUAUUUGUGCUGAGGCAUCAGACAGUAAAUACUCCAACCAGGAGCUUGGAUGUGCUAUGGUUUUCACUCCAGUCAUCAUUUUGCUAUCUCACCCCUCAAACCUGACCCAAAAGUUUGAUUUUUACAUAUAAAUAAGAAAAAGAAUCCUUUUUAUUUUUCUCUCUCUCAAAAGACUUGCUCUGGGGUUUUGCUUGGAGGAGCUGAUCAUAUCUUGCAUGUCAGAGAUUUUGUUUUGUUUUUCUGUUUGUUUUUGAUGACUGUAUUUUCAUUUGAACUGCCUCUUUUUGCUAGUGUUGUAAUGAUGAUGAUGAUAAAAUAAUAAUAAUAAUAAUAGUAAUAAUAAUAAUAAUGGUCAGCUGUUCCCAGAUUAGUAAGUUAUGUAUAAUUUAUUUCUCCCUCUCUAUUUUAUUCUCCUCUGAUUUGGAAGUACAGCCAAUAAGCUGUUAGAUAUUUAAAACAAAUUCCCAUCUUCCAACUCAUUUAUAUAUAUAUAUUUAUACACACACACACACACACACACACACACAUUCACCCACACAAUUUUACUUCUCCUUCAGUACAUUUUCUCCUUUUUAAAAAUUUGGCCCCAACAACGUCAAGUUCUGGUGUUUCAUACAAAGGAGUGAAUAGGAGGGUCAUGUUCAAUCUUAAUUAACUUAUGCUCUCAUCACUCAUUUUAGUUAUGUAAUUGCCACAGUCAUCUAGAGCCAUUUUUUUUUUGUUUUUGUUUGUUGUUUUUAAGCACUCUGGAUAAGAAAAAAAUAGACACUCGUUUUAUAUCGUUAUUAUGUACAAUGUGAAAACAGAUUUUUAAAAAUUUGUUCUUCGUCUUUGUUAACAAAUUCUUAUGUGGGUUCACCUCUCACGUUUGCUGGAUACUUAUUUUACACCACGUUAUAAAGAUGCUUUGUUUUCAUUUCAUUUCUUUGGGCUACAAGAAUACUUUGUUUUAGCUCCAGGUAGAUGCCACUGAGGGCAAUCACAGCUGAAACCAAUUCUAACACACUUACCAGUGAGUUGACAAAACACUUCUGUGUGGUCUUUUUUUGUUCGUUUUUUAUUCUGUUUUAUUUGAAGGGGAAAAUGAAAUUGUUAAUGGUGACCUUUAACUGCUGAAAUUCAGAAGUUAAUUUUAUUUAGUUAGGUUUAUGUCAGAGAGACUACACCAUGGUGGACUAAAACAGGAAGUCCAGAGCCUUGUGUUCUGUUCUCUUGUUCUGACAUAGGAUUCGCUGGCUGUCGCAAUUUCUUUGCCUUGGUUUUCCCCAAAAGAAAACGAAAAAAAAUUAUGUUGAUGUUUAAAGUGCUUUGAUGUCCUUUGAUAAAAGGUGCUAUGAAUAGCAACUUACUGUGUUAACACAUUGCCUUUUUGGCAUUUGAUUGGUUUAUCAUUUUUAUAAAGGAUCCUAAAACCUUGUAUUCUUUUUCUGUGCCCCAUGAUGAUCAAAAAAGCUAAAGUUGAGGAAAUGAGAGGAAGAUCAAACUGAAAUGAAGCUAACAUUUCCCUCCUCUAUCCUUUCCUACCUCCCCGUUCAUAUAUCCCCUCUCAUUCUCCCUCUGUCUUGCUCCCUUUCUCUCUCCCUCUCUCUCACACACACAAACGCAUACACACGUGCAUACACACACACACACGCACACAUGCACACACUCACCCCAGUACUGAGGAAUAAUCUUGCCUGAAUUCUGAUUUAUGGCUAUUGUGAUCAAUUCAUCUAAAAACAGUCAUGUUUUAAAAUGAAUCUAAGAGAAUAUCACUGGAGAAAAUAGGUUCAAGUUGCUCAUUUACAAGAUACUCCUAAUUUGGCUGGUUACUUGGAUAAAAUACAAAUACUUUGGCUUGGCAAUUGGAUAAAAUACAAAACUGUUCUUCAGUACAUGUGUACCUAAAUUACUUAAGUCAAUUUUUUACAUUUAUUUGGCAUCUGCAUUUAAAAGUUAACCAUAUAUAAAAUCCCUCCCAAAGAUCAUAACUAUUAUUGAAACCAAACCCUCUUAUAAGGAACAAAUAUAAAAGAGUUGUCUUUGAUGAAAUUAUUUCAUAGAUUUGAUUUUGGAGUAGACUUUUACCUUAAUUCAUUUAAAGAAAGUUAUCUUUAACUAUUUUGUGGUCCCAAUUUCAGAUAUUUUCUUAAUCCAGAAGUUGUUACUGUUUCCAGAAGAAAUCUCUUAUAUCACAUUUAAAACAUCAAAAGUAAUUACAUUUUCAUUCAUUCUAAUGGGUAAAUUAUUGAAUUGUAAUAAACAACUGUAUAUUUGCAAACAGGUUUAUAAAAUAUUUGUCUAUCAAGUUAAUAGUAAAAUAAAAAUUAUGGGGUCUGCAAGGAAAAUUAUGAAGCCCACUUAAAGUGGUUCAGAUAUCUCUUUGUCGUAUAGGGCAUAAGUUUUUGUUUAGACAGGCUUUUACAGUAUUUAAUUUUAAAGUUUCCUAUAACUAUCAGUUUCCCAAGUUGAAGAUGAUGUUGUGUUAAGUUUUCUACUGAUUGAUUCCUGUUCUCCCCAGUGUGUCUGUCACUGGUUCACUAAAACAGUAUUUAUACAGCUCCACUGGCUCUAAAGCUCUUAGUCCGUCUAACAUUUUGGAUUUUAUGAGUAAAAAUGGGGAAAAAAAGUAGAAAAGAGACAAUCAAAUGCCUGGAGCUUAAAACAAAGUAUGUGCAACCUACCAUCUCACUUGAAAUUUAAUAAAAUAAAUAAUUAUGUAAAUAUAACAUAGAGUUAUAGAUUUAUAUUUUGUUCAUAACACAUAGUGUAAUAUAAGUUGUAUAUUUUCAUGUUUUUGGUUUUAUGUUACCAUUCAUGCCACAAUAAAAACAGGAGUUUAUGUACUCUUAAAAAAAAAAGAUGUGGGUUGCCACCAACCUGUUUUUUUUGUUUGUUUUUUGUUUUUUUGUUUUUGCAUUCUCUUUUUUUCAGUAUUACUGCCAUGCAAGGCACCAAUAAAAACAGCAAAUGUGUUCUUUACCUA